AUGUACUCAAUAGUCAGAAAAUCCAUGUUAAAUCAAGUAGGACACUUGAAACCAUUAUCAGUCAUUCCAUAUACUGCUACUCGUUAUGUUUCUACAAAAGAAUUAACUCCAAAACCAUUAGCUACUGAUUUCCCAUUAAUGUCAGAAAAGACGGCUUCAAGUCCUAUUGAUUAUGCAUUAACUUCAUUAGAUAUGAUUGCAAACUGGGCUAGAAAAUCCUCAUUUUGGCCAGUUACUUUCGGUUUAGCUUGUUGUGCCGUCGAAAUGAUGCAUGUCUCUGCUCCAAGAUAUGAUCAAGAUAGAUUGGGUAUUAUUUUCAGAGCUUCUCCACGUCAAUCGGAUAUUAUGAUUGUUGCAGGUACUUUAACUAAUAAGAUGGCUCCAGCUUUGAGACAAGUUUAUGAUCAAAUGCCAGAUCCAAGAUGGGUUAUUUCUAUGGGUUCUUGUGCUAAUGGUGGUGGUUAUUACCAUUAUUCUUAUUCUGUUGUUAGAGGAUGUGAUAGAAUUGUACCUGUUGAUAUUUAUGUUCCAGGUUGUCCUCCAACUGCUGAAGCUUUGAUGUAUGGUGUUUUCCAAUUACAAAAGAAGAUGAUGAGUACAAGAAUCACAAGAUUAUGGUACAGAAGUUAG
Messenger RNA from Hemisphaericaspora subhashii, 630 nucleotides. RefSeq names its product Fesur1p (gene FESUR1). Gene Ontology annotation, molecular function: quinone binding; NADH dehydrogenase (ubiquinone) activity; 4 iron, 4 sulfur cluster binding. The coding region runs from base 1 to 630 and encodes 209 amino acids. The transcript has a single exon. Gene Ontology annotation, biological process: electron transport coupled proton transport; mitochondrial respiratory chain complex I assembly; aerobic respiration. The record is from RefSeq and is a predicted model, not a curated record. Lineage: Eukaryota; Fungi; Ascomycota; Pichiomycetes; Serinales; Debaryomycetaceae.